Molecule: messenger RNA, 684 nt
Organism: Exophiala bonariae
Lineage: Eukaryota; Fungi; Ascomycota; Eurotiomycetes; Chaetothyriales; Herpotrichiellaceae
Exons: 1
Coding region: 1-684 (227 amino acids)
Source: RefSeq, a predicted model, not a curated record
AUGAACGGUCUAGCCACCCGAGAGGAGAUCGGCCGGUACAUCAAAGCCUGGACGGAUACAUUCUUCAUUGCUGUGCAUGAAUGGAACUUCAAAGAUGGCGCUUUCAAGCAACAAAUCAAACGCAACACCAAUGUUAUAGACGGCUUUGAUGUCUUCAUAGCUUCUUACGAAUUGACGAAAGAUGAAAAAGUCGUCUUCUCUAAAGCUCGAGCCAGCAUGGUCAAAGUCAUGGUUGAUGGUCUUCGGAUGACUUCCUGUGAAGUGACUCUGGAAAUGAUGAGCUUCACUGAGCGAGUUACCGACAUCUUCCAGGGAGAUUCAAAGGACCGCGGCAAGUACAUUCCGGACGUCAUGGCUCAGAGUUUCGAUGCCAAUGGCAAUAUGGCGGAGACCUUUGAGUUCACCGACGAGGGCGUCAAGGUUACCGCUGGAGGCGAAGUAGGUGUUCCUCCUGAUGCUCCAGAAUCAUUCAAGCAGAAGCAGCGCGAGGAAUGCAUAUUCAACACAGGUAGGAAGAACCCGUUCACACUGACGAUGGUGAGUUUACAAGUUCCCAGAUCUGGCACAUGUUCGCCUAAACUAACUCUGGUCACAGUUCUUUCAAAGAAACCCACCACCGAGAAAGCUGAGAAGGCCGAAUAUGACGACACCUUCAAGAAGAACCUUCGCGGCGCCUUCAUCUGA